Molecule: messenger RNA, 2512 nt
Organism: Acanthocheilonema viteae
Lineage: Eukaryota; Metazoa; Nematoda; Chromadorea; Rhabditida; Onchocercidae
Source: the annotation of a GenBank genome assembly
AUGAAGGAAGAUAAGGACCCAGUGAAGAAAACUCUUUUACGACGUCGCAGUGAUCCAACUUCAAGCCAUAUUGGCGCAGUUGAUGGGUUUGUGGCAGCUGAAUUACCAUGGGGUUCCUUGAAAGUAGUUAUUAUGACUGGUGUUGAUUUUGCAUCGCCACCAGGCCAUUUUGCUGUCAAGUCAUUAUUACAAGAAUUAUUCACCGUUUUUGAUCGUAAAAUUCAUUCUAUCGAAGAUGGAGACAUCGAACGUAAUAUUAACAAGACUCUUCAAAAUGGGGACAACACUUAUAUUGAAAAUCUUCUACGAGUUUUGAACAUGCUUUGCGAACAUUGCUUGCCGUCUAUUCUUGCAACAUUAAUCACUUGGUAUGAGAAACAGCUUAAACGUUUCGAGGAAUUGAGUGAAAGAACCGCGAAAUCAGAUGAACAACGCUUAACAAUCAAUUAUUUGUUUUGCGUCGUAUUAAUUGAAGUUUUGCCACAGCUACACUUUUUCCCCACCAUUUGCGAUAAUUCCGUAUCGUAUAUUGUGGCUUUAGCAUUUGACGAAGUUGCAUAUCGUGAACUUUCAAUUUUUGGUUCAAAUUACAACAAUUACUUACUGGUAGCCGAACGUUAUGCCGAGGUCCUCGGUGUUUUGUCGCAUACACAUGCAGUUCUAAUACAGCGAACAUUUCUUAAUAUACUAGAUGAACUCCGGAAGGAGAAUCCAGUGACUGCAUUUAAUAUGAAUUGUAUAAUAGCCUUGCUAAUGGCUAUGAAAUUCUAUAGAAUAAAGACCGGUGACGUCGCCGAGUUCGAAAUUGGCGUACGUUUCUUGGAUGAACUUGGACAAUAUUAUUUGGAUGUCAAACAAAAGGAUAUCAAACAUGCAAUUGCGGGAUUGUUAGUUGAGAUUCUUCUUCCAGUUGCAGCCCAAAUCAAGACAGAAGCAAAUAUACCUGCGGUAAUAUCAUUUGUUGAUAAGCUUUAUGCACCUACAUUUGAACUGGUUAAUAAAAAACGCGAUAAAAUGGCAGCAUAUCCAUUGCUGACAUGCUUAUUGUGCAUUAGCCAGAGUAAAUUUUUCUUGAUGAAUUGGGCACAAUUUCUCAAUUCUACAUUAGCAAGCUUGAAAAACAAAGAUCCGAAAGUAUCCAGAGUUGCGUUGGAAUCUUUAUAUCGCCUCCUCUGGGUAUAUGUGAUACGGAAUAACUGUGAAGGUAAUACAGCCACGCGAAAUCGAUUGGAAUCAAUUUGUAAUUCAUUGUUUCCGAAAGGUAACCGAGCUGUGGUACCGCGCGAUGCACCGUUGAAUAUCUUCGUUAAAAUUAUUCAUUUUAUAGCACAGCAAAAGCUUGAUUUUGCUUUUAGGGAAAUAAUUUUCGAUUUGUUGGGUUGCAACAGGGCGCACAAUGUAUUAAAGAGUUCGAUCUACCCAGAACGUAUGAAUAUUGGGAUACGGGCAUUAAUGGUUAUAGCAAAUAGCCUGCAACAGAAAGAGGGACCACCUGAUAUGCCACGUUCAAUGGCUCUGAGCUCCUCCCAAAGAUUGAAGAAAACAUAUAUUUCCCGUCCUUUAACAGCUGAAAUUGCUCGAUCAAUUGGCAUUGAGCUGUAUUAUGCACCAUGUAGACGAGCUUUUGAUUCUAUUCUAAGAGCAUUGGAUUCACAAGUUGGAAAGCCGUUAAUGAUGACUACCGCACAUGCUCGAGGGAAAGAACCAGAGGAGCUAUUAACGGGCGACGUGAAACCUAAGUUGGAUUUAUAUCGGACAUGCAUUGCAGCGAUUCCACGCCUUCUUCCGGAAUCAAUGAGUCAUUCAGAGCUUGUCGAAUUAUUAGUACGAAUGAAUGUGCACAUCGAUGAAGAACUCCGAGUACAUGCUGCACAGACGUUGCAAACGCUUAUGAGCGAAUGUGCAGAAUGGCGUGAAGAUAUUAUCCAUUCCUUCCUUAAUUAUAUGACAACUCAGUUUUCUGACACAUAUCCACUUCUACUUGAUUCAUUAUUACGGCUUUUAUACCAGUUAUUGUUUACAUGGAAAACGGCUGCAUAUAUGGAAAAGAAACGUGAGAUGAACGGUGAUUCCGAGCGAGAUAAUGGUUUUAUUAAUCCUCUAAGAAUGCAGAUUUCGCCGAUGUUAACAAAUUCAAUUGCUAUCGCGUUGCAUGCAGUAGAAGGUUUUGCGCUUGCAAUGAUGUGUCAGUAUAGGAUACAAUCCAGAAAAAUUUCUAUAAAUAUUUUGAAAGAGGUACGGCACUUACUGACGCUUGUAACGUCUCAGCAGCAUGAUACACCUGUGAUUGAGGUGUUAGACAAUGCAACGCCCUAUGUGAUCAAUAAAUACAUCGAGCAUGUCCCGCUUUAUGAAAGACAAUCAUGGAAUCAUGAUUUUUCAUCAGCUUCCGAUAAAAUUGCAUCAAUCGAAACAGAUAGCUGUUUGGUGAAUAGUGAUAGAGGCAACGAAUAUUUUCGGUGGGAUGCAUGGGCUUCUGCGCUUUCUGGUUAUUGCGAACAUCGUUUUCUCU